Molecule: messenger RNA, 1558 nt
Organism: Capsaspora owczarzaki ATCC 30864
Lineage: Eukaryota; Filasterea; Ministeriida; Capsasporidae
Product: serine/threonine-protein kinase PBS1
Exons: 2
Coding region: 77-1372 (431 amino acids)
Biological process (GO): protein phosphorylation
Molecular function (GO): protein kinase activity; ATP binding
Source: RefSeq, a predicted model, not a curated record
CUCAAAGUGAACAAGACGCUGACAGGGCUUGAGUAAAUAUCGAUCGCUUCAAGGUGCUCUGACAGCCGUUAGACUCAUGCUCCAAUCUGACGAUGUCAUUGACAACAACAACAGUUUGAACAGGAAUUUCCUGACCAGCACUGGAAUCAAUGCACUCAGGCAAACGGGCAGUACCAUUUGUAACUCUAAAGACCUUGACCAGCAGCGUGUUCCGUCGUCUGUCGAACUGGCGCAGAUUGCAGCUCGUGCCGCUGCGAACGUGGCAGAGAUUCAGCAACUGCGCGCCAAGUUGGCCACGAAAGAUCAGGAGCUGCAACAGCUUCGAUCCGAUCUUGCUGCCAAAGACCAGCAGCUUACCGCCAAAGAUCAGGCGCUUGCUGCCAAAGAUCAGGCGCUUGCUGCCAAAGAUCAGGAGCUUGCUGCCCAGGCUCAUAAACUGCAGUCAGCUCUUGAUCGGAUCGACGUACUUGAGCACAACCAAGCCGCCAUUGGAUCUUUUUCGAACUUUGACGGACCCGUCCCACAAGUGCCUCUCGCAACUCUCGUCUCCGCCACGAACAACUUUGCCACUGAUUCUCUGCUCGGCGAAGGAGCAUUUGGUCGCGUGUACGGCGCCAGUUUGCCUGGCCCUCGUGUUGCCAUAAAAAAGCUAUCCGCCGAAUCCAAGCAAGGCACGGUCGAAUUCAAGUCGGAACUGGACUCUCUUUCGAAAUUCCGUCACGCAAACAUCAUUGCCAUUCUAUCGUAUGCAGAAGAAGGCGACGAGCGAUGCCUGGUUUACGAAUUCAUGCCCAACGGCUCUGUGCGCGAUCGCCUGAAUCGCAAAAACAACACUCCUUCUCUGACCUGGGCCCAGCGCCAUCGCAUCGCGGCCGAUGUUGCCCGCGGCAUGCACUACGUCCAGACAGCCUUUCCUGACCAUGCACUGUUCCACCUCGACCUCAAGACGGACAAUGUUCUGCUGGACGCGUACUUUAACGCAAAAGUGUCUGAUUUUGGUCUCGUCCGUGCUGCUCAACACCUCGAUGAUAAGAGCUACCUUCGUACACAAACCGUUCAAGGCACAGCUGCUUACAUGUGCCCCGAGUUCUUCGACGAAGGCCGCAUGACCAUCAAGACGGACGUUUAUGCUUUUGGCAUGAUUUUGCUCGAGCUCGUGACCGCCGCCAAGCCUGGCAACCGCCUGAAAGAAGAGAUGCGAAAAGCUGUGAAAAAUCAAGCCGUCCUUGGCAUGCUGGACUCGGCGCUCAAGCUAACCGAAGCAGAGCGUCAGCGCGUCGGCGAGUUUGUCACGCUUGCCAUGGAGUGCCUUGAAGGUUUUGCCGACGAUCGCCCAUCCUUUGGGCAACUCAUUGCUCAUUUGGAUCCUUGAUGACAAUCGGAAAACAUGCUGUAUUGCACGUUUCUGAAGAGGGUGAGUUUAUUUGUCAUUACCCACACCUUCUCAUAAUAGAGAAGGUGUUUGGGCUCGAGAUCACAGUCACUUGCUCUCCUCGCGGAUGUUGUUGUUGUUGUUGCGGUAGAUCUCGUUGCAGUGGUUGUGGUUGUUGUUGUUGUU